Molecule: messenger RNA, 3642 nt
Organism: Chaetomium globosum CBS 148.51
Lineage: Eukaryota; Fungi; Ascomycota; Sordariomycetes; Sordariales; Chaetomiaceae
Exons: 4
Coding region: 1-3642 (1213 amino acids)
Biological process (GO): arachidonate metabolic process
Cellular component (GO): membrane
Molecular function (GO): ADP binding; protein binding
Source: RefSeq, a predicted model, not a curated record
AUGGGCGCUGAUGGGCCUGCUCAAUUCCCCGCACGCGCGCAGAGCCUUCGCAUUCUUUGCAUUGAUGGCGGCGGCAUCAAAGGGUACACGGCCCUUCUCAUCCUGCGCCGCAUCUUCCGCACCCUCUCUGCCGACAUGGGCGGAAAUCUCUCGCCGAGACCAUGUGACAUCUUCGAUCUCAUCGCCGGCACCUCGACCGGAGGCAUCAUCGCUGUCAUGCUCGGCAGGCUGCACAUGACCAUCGACGAGUGUAUAGAAGUGUAUGAGCGUCUCGGCAAGGACGUCUUCGGCAGGCCUGUCGGCGGCCAGGUCGGUCGAGUUCUCAGAGGAAUGACAAGCUCCCCUUUCUAUGAUAUCGCAGAUCUACAGCAGUCCAUCCGAUCUGUCUUGAGGGCAAGGGGCAUCGAGUCGGACGAACCCUUCAUUGAGAGAGAGGGGCCGGGGUGCAAGGUGAUCUUGUGUGCAACCCGGGUCGAAACCGGCAAGGCAGACGUCCUCCGCAACUACAAAUCCGGCCAUCCCACGGCAGAGAAUUACUCCUGUCGAAUAUGGGAGGCUGCAAGUGCCACCGCUGCCGCUCCCAUGUACUUCAAGAGCGUCAAGUUUGCGUCUGGCGGGGAGCGCUGGUGUGACGGAGCUAUCCGACGAAACAACCCCAUCGACGAAGCCCUCGCCGAGCUCGCCCGGGAGCCCGAGUGGCGGAACAGAGAAAUAGGGUGCAUCUUGAGCCUCGGGACCGGGCUGGCCCGGAGCCGGUCCGUCUCGUCCAACCUGGCCAGCUUUCUCAAGGGAGCGCUCAAAAUGUUGACCGAUGCCGAGGACACGGCCAAGGUUUUCUCGGCUUCUGCUCUCGGGAGACAGCUCGCGCAGACGUGUCGCUACUAUCGAUUCAACGUCCCGCAUGGCAUGGAGGACUUACAGCUCGAUGAGUGGAAGGCCACGGAACGAAUGAAGGCCCUGACGACAGAAUAUCUCAGCCACGCCGACAAUGGCGAUGCCAUCCUGAGUUGCGCAAAGUCCCUGCUAUAUCCCGAUGAGAAUUCCUAUGACGAGACAUUGCGAGAAUUCUUUCGUCCAGAGAUGGGUCCUACCCAGAUCUUUGCCCUCUGGGGUCUUGGAGGCGUCGGAAAAACUCAGAUAGCGUUGCAAUUUGCCCAGAGCAUGAAGGAUAAGCUAUCUGUUUUCUGGAUUCGUGCAGACAGCCUAGCCAACUUCAUCGCCGACUUCUCGCGUCUUCUGCCUCUCUUAGACCCUGAAGCGGGCAAAUCCGCGUCGUCGCUAGAUGUGACAUCUCUGCUGGAGAAAACUCGAGACAAGCUGGAAGCCCAAGCUGGCGAGUGGUUACUGAUUCUGGACAACGCGGACCAUCUAGGCGAUUUUGUUGGGACCUCGGCCAAGAGCGAACUCAGCAUCUCCAAGUAUGUGCCCAGGCGAGGACGGAUUCUGAUAACCACCAGGGACCGGCGAUUCCAGGGAUCCGUUGCUGCCGCGAGUGAUGGGCUAUGUGUUGAGCCCAUGACAUUGUCAGAGGCGACAGAGCUGCUGCUCAAGUCUGUUCCCAAGCACCUCGUUCAGCCCAGUGCUGUUAAUACGCUCAUGGCAAACGACUUGGUCGAGGAGCUGGGCUGCCUACCCCUCGCCAUUGCCCAGGCAGCUGCGAAUAUUGUCGACCAACAGAUGUCGUUCUCUGAAUACGUGGGUCUCUUUCGGCAUGAGAAGAGACGUCGAGCUGAUCUGAUGAAUUCACCAGCUUAUGACUUUGCAAACAAAGACCCCCGAAACGGCAGUUCAUCAGUGGCCAUAACUUGGAAAAUCUCCAUCGACGCUUUGGAGCGGCAGUCACACCUGUCUGUCACGUUUCUGGAAUAUCUCGCCUGUUUUCACUGGAGAGAUGUUCCUCAGUCGCUGCUGAGGCAUCUUCCCGAGUUCCGCGACCUCGAUGAUAUCUCAUUUCUCCGCCUCACCAAGAAACCACUGGCGCUGUCUCUGAUCGACCAGACGCUGGAUCAGGACCCGACGCUUUCCACCUACAGCGUCCACCCAGUACUUCACGAGAUCAUGACGGAUGAGCUCUCCGCCCAGGAUAAGUGUCGAAUGUUGGAUCAUCUCAUGCCCAACAUGUCUCGACUUUUUCCCACCGCGCCGUACCCAACAGCGGAAAGCUGGCCGCUAGCUUCGCUUCUGGCUCCCCAUCUAUCUCGGCAGCUGAGCCUCUGUCAAGAGGUCGGGUACAGCUCGUCAGCGGUCGCCACACUCAUGUUUAGCCUCAGUCGAUUCCACAGCCUUUCUCGCAUGCAAGAGGCUGCUGCCGACCUGGCCGAGGCCGGUCUGGCCAUGGCAGGCGAGACAUUUGGGGCUGACGACGAUUUGAUACCGCAUUUCCGACAGAACGCAAUAGAGAGGCUGGACGAGGCCGGGAGAUAUGACAGCGUGGAGGCGGAAUGCUCGUUAGCCUUGGAGCGCCUGGAACUGCGAGCUUCAUCUCUCGAUAGGACAGCUUACAACAAGGAGAAGGUGAAAAUUUUAACCUUUUUGUUCAACGCCAUCCGGGGGAGACAUGACUAUCAACGUCUUGGAGCAGUAAACGAAGAGCUGCUUCGGUGCCAGCAGCUUGAGCAAUGGUCACCCGGAGAAGAUGCGCUCCACCGGCAUAACCUAGCUUAUGGCUUGCUCCGCAGCGGCAAACGCGCUGAGGCCAAAGAGAUCAACGACGAACUCCUCCGAUACUGCGAGACGGACGAGGGGAUCAAAGUGGUGGGCAAAAAACUGCACCUGAUCAUGUUGAAUCUCAAGGUGCUAGUCAUGCGAACGGGGACGGACGUCUGGCUGAAUCUCGACGAGAUCGUGGCCCUCUACGAGCGCAUCUUCUUGGAGCACCUCUCCCACUUCGGCAUAAACGACAAGGAAACCUGGAUCUCCCUGAACAACUGCUUGGGCUCCCUUAGUCAGGCCCUACGGAUGGAUGAGGUGGGGGAUGUGCUCUGGGCCGUGCUACCUGCCGCCAUCGGCGCGAAUGUCAAGGCCGACGGGAGCAUCGCCAUAUCUAUGCUGGAGAUCUACGGCGUCGCCAUGCUUUACCGGGACUACCUUUCUAAAAGGAGAGCAGUGGACGGAACCGAAACCGCCACGUCGCGCGCAACCGAGUUUGCACAGCUCCUCGAGCGAUGGAGCUAUGUCGCCGGGAUCCAAAAGACUCCAAGACCUGUAGAUUAUGUCCCUACACCGGCAGAGCUAAACUCGCUCAACUCGCACGGCGUUUACCACCAAUUCCACGGACGGUAUCGAGAGGCAGAGGCCAUGCACCGACGUGUCAUCCAAGAGUUACGGGAUCAGCCGGACGAUCCACUAAAUCCGCUUUCGCAUUAUAACCUUAUGCUAGCAAUAGCCAGAGAUGAUCGAGAAGAUGAGGCUUUCGCUUUUAGACGCGAACACGCGCACCUCAUCGCGCCGAUGGAGGCUAUAUAUGGGACGUUGGAGCAACGGCAAGACGAACGGCAAAAGGAGAUGAGUGUUUACGAAGAGGCAAAGGCGCUGAUCGAGCGAGGGUCCCUGCGGAGGAGCGACCAGUGGUGGCUCGAUAAUGGUGCUGUUGUUGGUCGAGUAGGCUCCCGUCUUGGACACAAGCUCGCGCCCCUGGAAUGA